GUUUAUGUUUUUAAUUUCAAAUCCUAACUAUGAUUACAGAUCAAACACCAUGCAGUGUUUAAGAUUCCCUGCUCCUAGAGAUUUUACAGCUUGUUUGGGUGUGGAGAGAGAGAGAGAGAGCAUGGUUUGGCUUGGUUCUCUCAAAGCUUUUUUUUUUGAAGUACUCUGCAGGAAAAGCUAUCUUGUACCCUUCCUUCUCAUAGUGAGAGAGCAAAGAUUUUUGCAAAUUUCCUUUCAAGUUAAUGAUUGACAAACAAGUAGGUGGAGGCAGAGGAGGAGGAGACCCAAAAGUCAUUUCGGGGAAGACAUUAUCUUAGACUUCUAGAUCAACAGCUACUUGCAACAAAUUCAAUGCAGCAGUAAGAUUAUUCACAAGUGAGUCAAAUCAUAGGGUAUGGAAGAAGUUCAAAGGACUUAUUAUUCUGGGAUGAUGAGAAGUCAUGAUGGACUUGGAUUUUCGCACUAACAACAUUACAUUGUUGGAAAGCUUCACUAGUUCAUUCUUGAUCUGGGUUCAAUUUUUUUUUGUUUUUGUUUUUUAUCUGAAAAAUUGAUUCAAUCAAAUUAAUUACUAGUGCUUCAAUGGAUGCAACUGAGAAGGAGAUUCAAACAGAAUGCAUUAAUCCACCUCUGACCAUCAGGACAUCAACAUCAUCAUCAUCAAAUGAAACUGCUAAAGAUGCUCCUGGUAAGAAAUCUACCACUCCUUCAGAUUUAUUAUUUUCUCCAAGCAGAUUCAAAACUGCUAUUGAAUCAUCUCCAUAUAACUCUCCUCUCAUAUCUCCACCAUCAUCUGCAUUUGUUUCUGCACUUCAAUCCCCAUACAUAUCUCCAAGGAUGGUGGUGGUCCCAGGACCACCGCCACCUCCUCCCAUUACUAGUAUUACUGCUGCUGCCUCCUCUGAGCAUCAACAGCAUCCAUCUCCAUCCCCACCAGUUUCCUAUUGUGGGUCCCUAUCCGACGACGUCCCGAGCACUUCCUACACUCCACCACCAGAAAGGUUUGAUUUCUUGGUGGAGUACCCAUUAACCACAACCGCGACGACUGCUAAUACAACUGAUGAUGAGAAGCUGAAAUUAGUAACUACAUGUAUUCCUCAAGAGCAAUCUCUUCUUCCUCCUAGGAUCUCAUUCUCAUUUCCCAUCCCCCGGGUUUCAUUCGCAAAAGGGGGUUCUGUUUCUCCCUCAUCCAACACCAAGCUCAGGAGCUGUGAUGUUUAUAUAGGAUACCAUGGUCAGAAUGUGAAUCUUGUUCGUUUUUGUAAAUGGCUCAAAUCUGAGCUUGAGCAUCAGGGAGUAGCUUGUUUUGUUGCCGACAGAGCUAAGUACUCGGAUAAUCAGAGUCAUGAGAUUGCUGAUCGGAUUAUUUGCUCGGCUACAUUCGGUGUUGUGGUGGUCACCAGUUCUAGCUUCCUUAACCAUUUUAGCAUUGAGGAGAUCAGGUUCUUUGCCCAGAAGAAGAAUUUGAUACCUCUGUUGUUUGAUACAGACCAUGAAGAGAUCACAAACUUACUCAGUCGCGGAAAUUCGGUUGAUGAUGAAAAGGAUUGGAAAGAAGCAGUUGAUGGAUUGAUAAAGUCUGACGAAUUCAAGCUCGAAGCUAAUGACACUAAUUGGAGGAGUUGUGCCAGUAAAGCUUCUGGGAUACUAAGAACUAAGCUUGGAAGGAAGAGCGAUGAUAAUGAGAGGGAGGCAGAUGGUAUAAUGAUGGAUGAAUUGCCAUUUAGGAGGAAUCGAUUCUUCGUGGGGAGAGAAAAGGAAUUGAUGGAAAUUGAAAACAGCUUCUUUGGAUGCACUGGUGGGGAUUUUUUGCAGCAACAACAUUAUCAGCGACAACAGCAACAACAUGAUUGUUCAAAGCCCAUUGGGGUGGUGAGGAGCGGAGGAGGAGAAGGACUAGAUGGAAUUUCUGAAGGCUUAUUGGCAGAUGAAGAGGAGAGUGAUUAUAGUAUCAUUGGGAGCAAAGGAGUAGGAGGGAGAUACAUCAGUAUGGAUGUGAGAAAUUCCAAGGAGCCUACUUUAGAAGCUUGGAUCGAGCCCCCUUCAGUUAUCAGAAGAAGCACAUCGAAGAGACCGAAGCACAAGAAGUCGUCUUCAAAGAAUGGAAACAACAAGAAUUUCAGUAGCGUGGUGGGUGUAACCGGGGUUUCAGGUGUAGGAAAGACAGAGAUGGCGUUGGAAUUUGCUUACAGGUAUAGACAAAGAUAUAAGAUGGUUCUGUGGGUGGGCGGAGAAGCUAGGUAUUUCAGGCAGAACAUUUUGAACCUGUCCAUCAUUCUAGGUUUGGAUGUGAGUGCAGAGGCAGAGAAAGAAAGAGGGAGAAUUAGAAGCUUUGAAGAGCAAGAAUUUGAAGCUUUUCAAAGAGUCAAGAGGGAGAUUUUCCGUGACAUGCCGUACUUGUUAAUUAUUGAUAAUCUUGAGACGGAGAGUGAAUGGUGGGAAGGGAAAGAUCUGCAUGACUUGAUCCCUAGAAACACAGGAGCAUCUCAUGUGAUCAUUACCACUAGACUCACAAGCGUCAUGAAUUUGGACCUUUUGCAGGUCACGCCUUUGCCUUCAGCUGAUUCAUUGGUACUCAUCAGAGGGAGGCGGAAAGAUUACCCGACUGAGCAGUUGGAAAUUCUAAGGACAUUUGAAGACAGACUGGGAAGUUCGAGCUUUGGUUUGUGGAUUAUUGGGUCAUUGCUCUCUGAACUUGCAAUCACCUCGUCUGCACUCUUCCAAGCAGUGAGUCAGGUAUCUGCCGACGAUCAUAAUUCUUCUUUUUUGAGUGUCGGAGAAGAACAGUUUUUCAAGAACAACCCUUUCUUGAUGAGGCUUUUAACUUUUUGCUCUCUCGUCUUGGAGCGAACAAGUGGGAGAAGGAACUUGCUGGCAUCAAGGAUGCUUCUUGCUGGUGCUUGGUUUGCACCAGCACCCAUUCCUGUGAAUCUUUUAGCAAUUGCAGCUAAAAAGAUACCUGCGAGAAAAAAACGUUUUGGCCUAUGGACCAAGUGCCUGAGAAUGGCAGCAUUCUGUUGUUGUACUACUUGUUGUUCUCCCCAAAUACGGAAGAUCCAAGUCGACUCAGCCCUUCUUCUAGUAAAGCUUGGGCUAGCAAAAAGAACAAACAGGAGGCCUGGUUGUUGGAUUCAGUUCCACCCCAUUGCACAAUCAUUUGCGAGACUGAAAGGAGGUUUACAGUCUGCCAAGGCUACGGUUGAGUGUGUGAGACAGAUGGGGAAUCCAGUGGUGAAUUUAGACCAUCUGUGGGCUUCUGCAUUUCUUGUUUUCGGAUUCAAAUCUGAGCCUCCACUUGUUCAGCUGAAAGCCGUUGACAUGGUUGUCUUCAUCAAGAACACAGCACUUCCUUUAGCAUUACAAGCCUUCACAACAUUUUCAAGGUGCAACUCAGCAUUGGAGCUUCUAAAAGUGUGCACAAACGUACUAGAGGAGGUCGAGAAGUCGUUCGCGUCACAGGUACAGGACUGGUGUCAUGGUUCUCUAUGCUGGAAAAAGAAGACAAAGAAAUUAGAGUGCAGCCAAAUACGGGUAGAUGAAUAUGUCUGGCAAGAUGUGAUGUUACUGAAGGCAGCAUUGCUCGAGACCAGAGCUAAGUUGCUAUUGAGAGGCGGGCAUUUUGACAGUGGUGAAGAACUGUGUAGGACUUGCAUUAGUAUCAGAACUGUGAUGCUUGGCCACAACCAUGCCCAGACGUUAGCGGCUCAAGAAACACUCGCUAGACUCGUAAGAAUGAGAAGUAAAAUGUGAGUUAAUGAAUAAAGACCCGCCGUUUUCAUCUUUGUAUACUUGGUGGGGUUUUGUUUCCUCCAUUGUAAGAUCACAUUUUGUUGGAUAUAAAGCCUCUUCUAAUUAUUUUCU
This is a messenger RNA of Papaver somniferum (opium poppy), 3861 nucleotides long. RefSeq lists its product as uncharacterized. The transcript is spliced from 2 exons. The record is from RefSeq and is a predicted model, not a curated record. Gene Ontology annotation, biological process: recombinational repair. Gene Ontology annotation, molecular function: ADP binding; ATP hydrolysis activity. The coding region runs from base 583 to 3750 and encodes 1055 amino acids. Lineage: Eukaryota; Viridiplantae; Streptophyta; Magnoliopsida; Ranunculales; Papaveraceae.